Messenger RNA from Etheostoma spectabile (orangethroat darter), 878 nucleotides. RefSeq names its product methyltransferase 5, N6-adenosine (gene mettl5). The record is from RefSeq and is a predicted model, not a curated record. Gene Ontology annotation, molecular function: rRNA (adenine-N6-)-methyltransferase activity; nucleic acid binding. The transcript has 7 exons. The coding region runs from base 177 to 803 and encodes 208 amino acids. Lineage: Eukaryota; Metazoa; Chordata; Actinopteri; Perciformes; Percidae. Gene Ontology annotation, biological process: rRNA methylation.
AAUGUUUUGGAUGAUGCACGCAUUGUUAAGGAAGUUGUUGUCUUUAACUGUCUAUGCUUUAACAAUGCUCAAAAUUAAGGUCCCAUCUAUUUUAGCUGAAGAAUAACGGUUUUAGAUAACAUAUCGGGGCUGUUGCACAGCGUGCACACAGGUUUGGGUCAUCACAGUCGCCAGUAAUGAAACUUAAAGAGUUAGAGAGUUGGCUACAGCAAGUGGACGCGUUUGAAGAGCCAAAAAUUCUUCUUGAGCAAUAUCCAACCAGUCCUCAUAUUUCUGCAUGCAUGCUUUAUACAAUCCAAAACACGUUUAAUGACAUCGAGGGUAAACUAGUGGCAGAUCUGGGAUGUGGCUGUGGAGUCUUGAGCAUCGGGGCUGCGAUGUUGGCUGCAGGUUUGUGCGUCGGCUUCGACAUUGACAACGAUGCACUGGAUAUAUUCAGAAGAAAUGCAGAGGAAUUUGAAAUUUCUAACGUGGAUCUGGUCCAGUGUGACUUGGCUUCUCUGGAGGCAGAGGCUUAUGCCAAAAAGUUUGACACCGUAAUAAUGAAUCCACCAUUUGGGACAAAACACAACCAAGGCUUGGACAUGAAGUUCUUGUGGGCUGCUAUAACAAUGGCAAAGACAGCAGUGUAUUCACUCCAUAAAACAACAACACGAGAGCACAUACAAAAGAAGGCUAAUGAUUGGGGAGUGAAAAUGGAAGUAAUAGCAGAACUCAGAUAUGACUUGCCAGCAUCUUACAAGUUCCACAAAAAGAAGUCGGUUGACAUCCAGGUGGAUUUCCUACGAUUCUCCAAAGCCUGAAGCGGUCACUGGAAUGGAUUGAAUUGCCUCUGCAUUAUCACUGUUCAUAAUAAAUGUUUUCACAAAAGAAAAAAA